This is a messenger RNA of Apus apus (common swift), 9859 nucleotides long. It is a transcript of the gene KLHL15, whose product is annotated as kelch like family member 15. Gene Ontology annotation, molecular function: protein binding. Gene Ontology annotation, cellular component: nucleus; Cul3-RING ubiquitin ligase complex. The transcript is spliced from 3 exons. Gene Ontology annotation, biological process: protein ubiquitination; nuclear protein quality control by the ubiquitin-proteasome system. The record is from RefSeq and is a predicted model, not a curated record. NCBI's taxonomy places the organism in Eukaryota, Metazoa, Chordata, Aves, Apodiformes, Apodidae. Bases 2261 to 4075 code for a protein of 604 amino acids.
UCCCCGGGGCGGCUGCUGGGACAGGGGUGAGCGGCGUCCGCCCCCCCUGCGUGGUGCUGUGGAAAGGGGAUGGCGCCUCUUGCGUCCGCGGGACAGGCCGGCUGGACCUGCGGCUGCUGUGUGCGGGUGCCGUGUGUGCUGCGUGUGUAACACGCUUCGGCAGGUGGGUCAGGAUGGGGAGCUAGUUCAGAGACACGGGCAAAAAAAGGCGGUUAAGCCUGUGUUGAUCCAGGCACGACAGUGUAGGUUUAGUUGUGGCAGCGAGUGGGUGUGAUGCGGAAAGGAAGAUGGGGGUAAAACUGAUGGCAGGAUGUCCUUGUAUGUGCUGGAAAUGAGCACAUCUCGUUUGGUGUGUGAUCACCUUAUCUCCUUGAAGAGUAAAAUGGCACUCUGCAUAUGUUAGUAAUCUCUGCUGGCCGUCAGCCUGGUAAGAUUUUGAAUGUCAGCCUUCCCUAGUUACCGUCUUUUGUACACUGAGUGCUUAGCGCUCGUUAGGGAGACCCUGCCCCAAGAUACCGACAACUUGAGUCAUUUGUACUAAGCAGCUGAAAACUCUGCCAAAUGUGUGUUUUGCUCGGAGUUCGGUACAACAUACAUGCUUUAGAUGUCCAAUAAAAUCCCUGAUCCAGCUUAGAGGUUCAACAGAGACUAAAAGCCGGAUUCGCAACCCUCCCCCGUGGGAAACUGAAUUGAUUUCUCCUUCAUGGAAACUUCUGAAAGGCAUACAGGUUGCCACUAACAGGGUUUCUAUGAGAGGAACAGGUUUCAGCGUAAGGAACCAAUUAUGUAAAAUGCAUGCACAUUCAUCAACAGUGGCUCUGCCUGCUGCAAGAUGUCAUGGUUCUCAGAUUUUGGCUGGCUAACUGCUUGGGUCAAAAAAAACACGCCAGGUUUGUAGCAGAAAACCAUGUGAUUGAAUUGCGAUGAUGGAAAUCUGUGUAAAACUGGUUUAGCAAUGCUUGUAACCUCCCACUUCUGCAAAUACUAAUUCCAUGUUUUCCUGAUAGAAGAGCUAGGAGUGAGUUCUGCUGGAUGUACCUAGAGCAAAGACAUUGCCAGCAUGCUUGUUUUGAAGAAAGAAAUAUGAAAAUGUGGUAAGAAACCUUACAGUAUGUGUAAUGGUUUUGCCAAUGACAAGUUGUAUUUUGUCUUGCAACCCAAUCAUUUUGCACAUUGGUCUGGAAAACAAAUUUUCACGUCUAAUUUUUUAUCAGGCCAUGUGACGUUUUCAGUUUUGUAAAAAGUGUGUCACUUCUGGGAAAAACAAUAGAUACUUAUAACCAAGAUACACGAAAUAGAGUGGGAACAUGAUGCAAUACUUGGUUGUAGUUGCUUCGACGCCUGGGCAUGUAUAAUCACUCUUUUAUGAAAAUUAAGUGAAAAUACUAUACUUUGUAGUUACUUAGCUAUUUAAAUUAUGCAAUAAUGCACUGCAGUGUAAAAUUAGGAAACAGUUUUUCUCACAUUUGCAGCAGCCUUUAGAAAGGAUUUAAUCCUUGCCAAGAAUUCUGUGAGGAAUCUGGAAAAAAAUAUGAACUUGCUCCUGUUUUAACAGUGAGAUUAUGCAUUUUGCAUAUUCUGAGAUAGUGUUGUUGCUUUGAUUCACUCUAUUUGGGAAUAUCUGUGAUACGAAGAAAAUCCAGAAAAGCCUAAAGGCUGCAAAUGUCUAAUUAAACCAGGUAAAAAUAUUUCUAGGAGUUGUCAGGUAUAUUAUACAUACAUGUGUCAAAUAAAUGUUUUCAAUUACUCAAAUUAAGUUGUAAAUACUAUGUUAGUAUAACUCAAAAACAUAUGUCCAGAUUUUUAUUUAUUACAAUAGUCUUAUUUAAACCAGUGGGAAAUACUCAGUGACUGGCUUUGUGCAGAUGCCUGAAUCAGAGGGGUCAGCCUGGAUCUCUGUGUACAUUAAUAUUAACUGAGGUAAUAUUGAUACCACUGGUCAUUGUCAAGGGCCCAAAUUUAACAGUCUCACGUUUUUAUUUCAGAAGUUAGAUUCAGGGCAUUAUUAGCAUAUUUUGAUUUUUCGUUAGAGGCAAAUUGUCCAAUGUGAAGGAGAAGGAGAUGGGGGAGUUUUGUGCUUUUGACAUUUUGAGAACAAGUAUUUCAAAACUGUUGGCUUUUUUCUUUUUUUUCUUUUUUUUCUUCUUUUUUUUUGCUAGAUUUGAGGUCAUCUUUGGCAUUGUGUAGGAGAUACCUGAAGAUCGUAUUACAUGUCAGCUUGCCACAAACCACAGAGAGCAAAAUGACAGUCAGGUGAUUCAUGGCAGGGGACGUGGAAGGGUUUAGCUCCUCCAUCCAUGACACCAGUGUCUCUGCUGGAUUCAGAGCACUGUAUGAGGAGGGAUUGCUUCUUGAUGUCACACUUGUCAUUGAAGACCACCAGUUUCAGGCCCAUAAAGCACUGCUUGCCACCCAGAGUGAUUACUUCAGGAUUAUGUUCACAGCUGAUAUGCGAGAACGAGAUCAGAACAAAAUCCAUUUGAAAGGCCUGACAGCUACAGGCUUCAGUCAUGUCCUUCAAUUCAUGUACUAUGGAACUAUUGAACUGAGUAUGAACACUGUUCAUGAAAUCCUUCAGGCUGCCAUGUAUGUCCAGCUUAUAGAGGUGGUAAAAUUUUGCUGCUCAUUUCUCUUAGCUAAAAUCUGCUUAGAAAACUGUGCAGAAAUUAUGAGACUUCUGGAUGAUUUUGGUGUAAACAUCGAAGGAGUCAGGGAAAAAUUGGACUCCUUUCUGCUAGAGAAUUUUGUGCCACUCAUGUCCAGACCUGACUUCCUUUCAUAUCUGAGCUUUGAGAAGCUCAUGUCUUACUUGGAUAAUGAUCAUCUGAGCAGGUUUCCAGAGAUAGAGCUGUACGAAGCUGUUCAGGCCUGGCUGCGCCAUGAUAGAAGACGCUGGAGGCAUACGGACACCAUCAUUCAGAACAUCAGGUUUUGUUUGAUGACACCAUCCAGUGUUUUUGAGAAGGUAAAAACAUCAGAGUUUUAUCGAUACUCCCGGCAGCUGCGACAGGAGGUUGACCAAGCCAUGAAUUACUUUCAUAGCGUUCACCAACAGCCUUUGAUGGAAAUGAAAUCGAACAAAAUUCGUUCUGCCAAACCCCAGACUGCAGUAUUUAGAGGAAUGAUAGGACACAGUAUGGUAAACAGUAAAAUUCUUCUCUUGCACAAACCAAGAGUCUGGUGGGAACUAGAGGGUCCUCAAGUACCUUUACGACCAGACUGUCUUGCCAUUGUGAAUAACUUUGUGUUCCUAUUAGGUGGGGAAGAACUGGGGCCAGAUGGUGAGUUUCAUGCUUCAUCCAAAGUGUUUAGGUAUGACCCAAGACAGAACACUUGGUUACGAAUGGCAGACAUGUCUGUUCCACGUUCUGAGUUUGCGGUUGGAGUUAUUGGGAGGUAUGUUUAUGCAGUGGCUGGGAGAACCAGGGAUGAAACGUUUUACUCAACUGAACGGUAUGAUAUUACUGAAGAUAAAUGGGAAUUUGUGGAUCCCUAUCCAGUCAAUAAAUAUGGACAUGAAGGGACCGUGCUUGGUAACAAGUUGUAUAUCACUGGUGGAAUUACAUCAUCAUCAACUUCUAAGCAAGUGUGUGUGUUUGAUCCCAGUAAAGAAGGGACAGUAGAGCAGCGAACAAGGAGAACUCAAGUGGUCACUAACUGUUGGGAGAACAAAUGCAAAAUGAAUUAUGCAAGAUGCUUUCACAAAAUGAUUUCUUAUAAUGGUAAGCUUUAUGUCUUUGGUGGUGUCUGUGUGAUCCUAAGGGCCUCCUUUGAAUCUCAAGGAUGUCCUUCUACAGAGGUUUAUGACCCAGAUACUGACCAAUGGACUAUACUGGCUUCUAUGCCAAUUGGUAGGAGUGGUCAUGGUGUAGCUGUUCUGGACAAACAGAUAAUGGUUCUUGGAGGCCUUUGUUACAAUGGUCAUUACAGUGAUUCGAUUCUCACCUUUGAUCCAGAGGAAAACAAAUGGAAAGAAGAUGAAUAUCCAAGGAUGCCGUGCAAGCUGGAUGGCUUACAAGUCUGCAGCUUACACUUUCCUGAAUAUGUUUUGGAGCAUGUUAGGCGUUGCAGCUAAAACAGAAUGAACAACUCAAUGAAAUACAAAAAGCUAUACCUAAUUUGUCAAAAAAUACAAACCAGUUGAAUUCCUUUAGAGACGUUACCUUGUGUAUAAAAACUGCUAAAUGCUUAAGAGAAACAGGUUGUACAGGGAGAGUACUUACCAAGUUUAUUAGAAAAGCCAAUGGUUGCUCUGAUAUUGUAAAAGCUUUGGGUUUUUUAACAAACCUAAUUGUAAGUAGGGAAAGAAAAAUAUAUUUUUGAGUGUGGUUAUUUUUUGGUAACAUUUUAUGUCCAUAAUACUUUCUUCUCUCUCUUUUUUUGUUUUGUUUUGUUGUUUUUUUUGGUUUUUGUUUUUUUUUUUUUAAUGGCUGUGAGACCACUAUGCUUUUGAAAUCUGUUGAGUUUAACAGAAUAUUUGUGGAAGGAAGAAAGACUUUAUUUUCAUUUUUUACUGUGCAUCAAAAUAAAGCUCAUCAUCUGUACUAGGGUACAAACAGGUUUGAAAGAACAAAACUAAACCGUUUCUGUAUUUGAUGUUGUCUUUCGGAUGCUUUUCCCAUUAAUUGCCAAAUAUUCUCAAAUCUGCUGGGUGUUUUUGUUUUCCCUUAUAUACGUUGAAGAAUAAUCUUAAACCCUUUGCAUGACCUUUUUCCUGGUUUUGUAUAGUAGUCCCCGUAAGUCUAUCAAAAUGCAAAUUACACAUUUUCUACGAAAUUGAAAAUGAACCAUUUUUAUAUUCAAAACACUAUUUCUAUACUACCUUCUAUUGUCUGCAUUGUGUUUGUUGGUGAGUAAAAAAUACACACACAUACGCGUACACUGUAAAAACUAUAAGUACAUAUUUUUAUGUGCAGUUACAAUAUUAUAUUUUAAUUAGUGCGCAGAUUCAGCCAUAUCUGUUGAAUUUAAGGUAUAGUACUAUCAUCAGCUAAAUAAUUUGAAGUUAAGUAACUGGAGGCCUCAUUUGGUAUCAAAGCAUCUUCAGUAUAUACUGAUUGAUUCAGUAACUUUAUAUUGAUGCUACAUAAUAAACUGUUGAUAAUUUGUUAUUUUAUAAAUUAUUUUUUGAAAAGCAAACACAUCUUACUUGAGUUUCUUUUAUGUUUCGAUGUGCUGCCUGGUCUUCUUUUUUAUGAAAAUGUCUGUAAGCAAAUGCUCAGCACCACUUUGACCCACAGUUAUUUUUUGAACUAGGUAAACUCCAGUUUAUUCUCAGUAAUUUGCUUGUUCUUGUACUUCGAUACAAGUAUUUUGUUUGUACUCGUAUUGAAGUGGUAUCAAUUUUUUUAUUAUUAUUUUUGUUAUUGACUGCUAGGAACUACUGUGUUUUGAAAAUGUGGAGUUAGGUGGUUGGAUGGUUAGUACCAUGGAUGUUUCUUUAUCAAAAAAACCUACACAGCUAUAGCUACUGACCUCAGAGUGCCUGAAUUGACAGGUGUGGUCCAAGAGGACUUUGAGUAUCUCUGUUGUGUUAACUUGCAGAUAUGACUACUGACAGUAUAUUGGUAAUAAUUAUCUGCUAAGACAUAAUUAUUUAAUAGUAAUUACAUUCUGAUUAUAUUUAACAAUGUGAAAUCAGUCACUUCUAGCAUCUAAAGGAGAGAUUUGGAAAUGUUCACAGUUCAGAUGUGUAGGGGCAAAAUGCUGAAACAUGCACCUGCAUAUUUUGUAAAAUCUUAUGCUGCUGUGUUUCACUUUAAGCAAUAGACUUUACUUCAUAUGCAGCAAUGCAAGACCACUUCAUUCAGCAUCUUCCAGUCAGAAAUCACUGUAGAAAUGGAAUGUACAGUACUCAGGGAGCUCAAAAGAAUGCACUUACAAAGGGACCAAAAUCCCCCUAAAUUUCCUAUGUUAGAAGUAAUACCUACUUGCCUAAACUAAAUUUGAAAUAAUUGAUAGAAGUCCAAGCAUGUAAAACUCCUCAUACUUGCAUUUUUAUAUUUUUCAGUAAUUAUGUUCUGCAUUGAGAUGUGAGGAUUUGGAGCUAUAUGGCAAAUGGGCAGACAGGAUUAUUUUAUUUGGGGGGGGGGUUAAGUUGGUUUUUUGUUGUUUUUUGUUUGUUUGUUUGUUUUACUUAUAAAUGAUUUAUUAGUAGAGUAUUUUUCUUUCCAGAUAUUUUAACAGAAAAGAGAUAAUGUAUGCCAUCAUAGUGGUAGUGGUAAGUUACACCAGUAGCGGCUGGAGUGAUUCAGCCUUCUGAUGCAGACUAGUUUGCAGUUAAAUUUAAGUAUUUUUAAAUUAAAAUUCAGUUUACUGAAUUAGAAAUCUAAUUUACUUUAUUUGUAGCUUAACUUAAAGCCAGUGUGGCUUACACUACAACCUCAGUUUCACUGUGAGGCUUGUGGGUACAUUACCCUGUAUGUGUGCAGAGAUAAACUGCAGUAGGCGUUGGCUGUGUGCAAGUAAAAAGGUUCUGCUGUACAUAUUCAUGGGAUAUUGGGACACAAGAAAAAAUGAUUUUUUAAAAUGGCUUUAUUCUUCUUGUCACCAGCUCAUUAAUAAGUUUACGGGACAGCAAAAACUAAUCCUGCUUGAGUAGGCUUUCUUGGGCAUGUUAUGUAUAGUAUGGAAUACUUCACUUUUAUCUAGGGUCAGUCUGGAGAAUGGACAUAAUUCUGGAUAUCUGGUCUUCCAUGAUUCAGGUAUAAUAGAGAGACAUGCCCAAGACUUUAUUAAAAUAAUGGUAAGGGUGGGGGUGUCUCAAUCUGUGUUUUUGAAUCUGCAUUUAUAUGCACCUUCUGAAGUUCUGUGCUAAGCAACUUGACACUGAAGUCAUUGGUGAGUAUUGAGACUUGAAACGUGAAGAACCAGAUGAUGUUAGGUGCUGUGCUUUUAAGUUCAUCUUUAGACACCCAGUUCUGAAAGGUCUUGUUCAGGUUUGUAAUAGUAAUUAUUAUCAAAUACUAACUUGAACUGUUGGUUUCCACUUCCAUGAAGUUGUGUCUCCAGUGAAUCUGGUUUUAACCUUUCCAGCAUUAGGAAUUACUGGAAUUUUUCUUGGGUUUAGAACAUGUGCGGGUAUUUGUUAAUUUACAUUUCUACCAUGCUUUUAUUGUUUCAAACAUGAAUUAGGAAGUUACAUUAUCUUUUCCAUUGCAGUGGAACUUUUGAGGCAGUAAUUUUUGUUACCGUAUGUAUCAGAGGGUUUUACUUUUUUUUAAUGGAAAGUUUCUGUUUGUGUUUGCCUUUAGUAUUACGCUCCAGAUAUUUAGUGUUUAAAUAAAGACAAAACUAAACUGGCUAAUAAGAAUUGCCUCUUCCUAUCAAAUUUUGAGCAUUAUGAUCCAAUUAAUAUGAGUUUAAAAAAACAUUUAAAUUCAUCUCAUUUGUCAAAAAAAAGGUAAGUUACAAUUUUUUAUUAGUAAAUUUUGGGAGUUUUCUCCUUCUUCUAUUCCCACCCCAACCACAGUGGAAUAUCAACAAAUGUGAUUGCACCCACAAACCUAGCAUUUAAUGCACGACCUGCUUUUGAACAGCAAGUGUACUUGCUUUUUCUUUAAAAAGGUGGACGUAGUGAGUUACAGCCUAGGGGGUUUUUCCACAGUUAUAGCAAAAAUGUAUCAGCUUCAUGUCAUAAUGUGGGAACUGGCUCCAAGAGGAAAUGUUGUUUUGUGAUGAGCCAGAAUGGGCAAAAAGCAUCGUGCUCCUUAAAGGGCUUGGAAGCUGCCAGUUCCCAUUCCACAUGCUGCUGUAUCUGGUUUUAGUGGACAGAUAAUUAUUUUUUUUAAAGUACUGAAUAAGGAAAAAAAAAGGUCAUUUUCCCCCACAACGUGUUGGUAAUAGCUCUGUAAUGGGAGCUAUUAGGUGGCAAAAACCCCUUUGCAUUUUUUUCCCCAUUGAUGCAGCUGGAGGAAGGCAGUACUGGAUCUGCAAAAGGCUCUGCUGUUCCAGAAAGCACUGCUAGCAACAGGGGCUGGUGGCAGCACAGGAGCUACCUGAAAGCUGCUUUUUUGUUACUUUAUUUUGAAAAGUGUGAAUGCCCUACUUUCUGCAGAACCAUAGCAGCCCUGUUAUCACUAGCUCUAAGGAUCUGUCACUUUAAUAUUUUUUUGGUUUCUGAGAUUUGCAGCCAUUUUUUUCUUGAGGACCUCCUGCCUUACAAACCCAAGUGCUGUGUUUUUUUCAUGCUGAUAACAUGAUAACUACCUGGAUCAGGGAGGAAGCUUCACUUGACACUCAGGAAGCAAAGGAUGAAACUCAGCAGGUACAACUUGCAACUUGUUUGAAAAGAGAAAUAUUGUUUAACUCAUUUUGUCCAUUAUUUUGCAAAAAGAGGGUAAGCUUUAUGGGGAGAUCCUAAUCGCUCCUUAAAAAUUAACUUCAAGCUGUGUUCGCAUUUAUGUGAUAGUCGUUUUAGAAACAGCUGGAUUUGGAGAGGUAUUUUGCCUUUUUGGUACAUCUUACCUUACAAAAAAACAACAAGAAACAAAAGACAACAAAGGUAGUGAAUUGGGCCCCUGAUUCUUAUAAUACUUUAUAUAUGUAAUUCACAGAAGUGGACAGUCCAGUAUAAAGAAAACGCAAAACUGUAAGGUACUUAACAUUUGCACUUUUGAAGUGUUUAUAGGUUUGGGGGCAUUUAAAAAAACAUCCAUCCUUCUCUCAUUCUGUUCAUAAAAAUCUACCUGCUGAAGUUACUUGAAUAAGCGUGGUCCAUCCAUCACGUGUGGCAGGGCUCACUGAAGGAAACUGGAAAAGAACAUAACUGGAAAGCACGUGUAAUCUAUUUAAAGCUUGCCGGUGUCCUGUAGUUAACAUUCUGAGAUGUUAAUGUUUGUAAAACAAUCUGAAGCUGCUUUAAAUAAAUACUUAUGGCUAGUUUUGCAUCUGUAUUCUAUUUUUGGAAGUUGGUGAGUAACUUUUAACUUUCUAUUCAUGUGGGUAAACUUCAUGAAACAGUUGUAUGUGGCAGGUGGCAGAAAAAAUUACUUGUUUUGAGCACAGUUUUCCUGGAUUUCUCUACUGAUUUUUUUUAAUCACUUCCCAGAUUUCAAUUAAUAUUUAUAUUGUAUUUUUUAAAUAGCUUUCAAAGAUCAAUUUCAAAUGCCUUUGGAUUAAUUUUAUUUGUUAGCUAGGGGAAAACCACUUCUGUUUGCAGAUGUUAGUUUUUAUUUAUGACUCUGUUAGAAAACCUGAUUGUAAGUCUAGAAAACACAGUGUUACGUAGGACUGUAAAAUUAGCUGUACUUAUGGGGCUCUUAUUACCUCAGUGGGACCCACCUAACUUUUAUGUCAGUUAUGGGAACAGGUAAAGGGAGGAGUGAGCUAUGUUUUUAAAUAUUUUCCCUAUAUAUUGUUAUUUUUGUAGCUCUUUUAAAAAUAAAUUAAUAUAUGCUGGGUAUUGCAGUUCCUACUAUAGUAUCCCACUUGGUUCCAGUGUACAGUAUCAGACUGUUUUAUUGAAAAUAAUGUAUUUGAUAAAUAUUUGAUAAUUUAACAGGAAAAGUUAUUUUCAAACUGCUGUGUUUGUGUCUAGCAACUGGAAAUACUUUUCCUAUAGAAAAUUAAAAUUAUAUACAUAUAUAUAUAUAUGAACUCAUACGUACAUUUGUAUUAACUGUCUAAUUAUUACCCCAGGGCUGCUAUAAACUUCUCUGAAUAAUUUAAGAAUUGCCUCUUUUUAACUAUUUUAAAGCCUUUUUUCUUGUCUUUUUUUUUUUUGGCAGAAAAUAACUUUCCCUAGCUAUGGAUACAGUAUGCUCAGACUUGCAUAUGCGCUGUUUUGGUUUUUAAACUGAAAAAAUAUAUUAAAUGUUGUAUAAAGAAAAGUGUAAAUAAAAUAUUUUUAAUCUUUAAA